Molecule: messenger RNA, 1689 nt
Organism: Cicer arietinum (chickpea)
Lineage: Eukaryota; Viridiplantae; Streptophyta; Magnoliopsida; Fabales; Fabaceae
Product: chloroplast envelope quinone oxidoreductase homolog
Molecular function (GO): oxidoreductase activity
Source: RefSeq, a predicted model, not a curated record
UCUCCUUUUCUCAUAUUUUCCUUUUCAUCUACACAUUUAUGAGAUCAAAAGCUAGAAAUAAAAAUAAGGAAAAAUGAAAACCAUAUUAUUAACACCAUUUUCUGGACAAGUUGAUUUUUUGAAAUCGGUUCAGUUUCAUGGUUAAAUUAGUUAUGUUUGAUUCUUUCUUAUUCAAACAAUUUAAUAACAGUAUUUUAAAACUACCAUUUAUAAAGUGUAAAUGAAUCAGACCAAACAUCAACUCCCAAUUCAACCGACCGGUCCGGUUUUAAAAACAAUUACUUCCAAGUAAAUAUUAGUAAGAAAAUAUAUUUUCUCAAAAUAAACUUGCUAAUCAAGUAAAUAUCAUUAAUAAAAAAACUAAUCUUUGGAGAUUUGAGAUCAUUCCAUUUAUUUUAAUUUUCAUGUGAAAAAUUAAAAACAAGUCAACAAAACAAGAAGCCAGAAAUUUCGUUAUUGUGCGUGAUAGAGAUAUGGCUGCGAAACUUAUGCAAGCGAUUCAGUACGAUUCCUAUGGCGGAGGUCCCUCCGGAUUGAAGCAUGUUCAAGUUCCUGUUCCCACUCCAAAACCCAAUGAAGUUUUACUCAAAUUGGAAGCAACUAGUAUAAACCCAGUUGAUUGGAAGAUUCAGAAGGGUCUUCUUCGCGCUAUAUUUUUGCCUCGAAAAUUUCCUCAUGUACCUUGCACUGACGUAGCAGGAGAGGUAGUGGAGGUUGGACCACAAGUCAAGGAUUUUAAAGCUGGCGACAAAGUUAUUGCUAAACUCACACAUCAAUAUGGAGGUGGAUUAGCUGAGUUUGCAGUGGCUAGCGAAAGCUUAACAGCUGUCAGACCAUCUGAAGUCUCAGCUGCUGAAGGUGCAGGUUUACCUAUAGCUGGUCUCACAGCUCGUGAUGCCCUCACCGAAGUUGCAGGAGUUAAGCUUGACGGGACUGGCGAGCCCAAGAACAUUUUGGUAACUGCUGCUUCGGGUGGCGUUGGUGUAUACGCUGUUCAACUUGCCAAACUAGGGAACAACCAUGUGACAGCCACUUGUGGCGCUCGCAACAUCGACCUUGUUAAGGGCUUAGGUGCCGAUGAGGUUCUCGACUACAAGACUCCGGAGGGAGUAGCACUGAAGAGUCCAUCUGGUAAGAAAUAUGAUGCAGUGAUAAAUUGCACCACUGGAAUACCAUGGUCAACUUUUGACCCUAAUUUGACUGAGAAAGGGGUUGUGGUGGAUUUAACACCUGGCCCGAGUUCAAUUAUGACUUUUGCGCUGAAGAAACUUACUUUUUCGAAGAAGCGGUUGGUGCCAUUUGUUGUAAAUGUUAAACGUGAGGGCUUGGAACAUCUCGCUCAAUUAGUGAAGGAUGGAAAACUCAAGGCAGUUAUUGACUCCAAGUUUCCUCUGAGCAAAGCUGAAGAUGCUUGGGCUAAGAGCAUUGAUGGCCAUGCUACUGGUAAAAUCAUUGUGGAGCCUUAGGCACCGUUUUCUGUGUGAUGUUGUUUUUAUAGUUUCUACUUUUCUACACAAGGUUUGUGUGUAUUUAUUUAUAUAGAAAAGAAUAACGUGGGAUACAUCAUAUGCUGUAAGGUUUUUAAAUUCAUAUAUGUCUUGAUUCUCUCUUACUGGUUUGUAUAUGAUAUUUAUUGAGUGGUUCUUUUCUUUGAUGAAUGAUUUAGAAAUAAAUGAUUUCUUUGAUAUA